Somion occarium is the source of this 2496-nucleotide messenger RNA. NCBI's taxonomy places the organism in Eukaryota, Fungi, Basidiomycota, Agaricomycetes, Polyporales, Cerrenaceae. The record is from the annotation of a GenBank genome assembly.
GCCCACCAGAGCCCCAGAGGAGGUGAUGUCCAGUGUCGAUGUCGCAAGCUCCAUCAAUGACAUAUGUAUUACAAUCUCAUCUGUGAAGUCAAUUAAGAUAAUGUGGCCACAUCGUCCUCGACCAAAUGCGAUGUGUCGUUCCACUAGAUACUCUUCCUAUGACUGCACUGGUUGCAGUUUGUCAGGCGAACUCUGUGUUGAUUACAUAGACAUCCGGGCCGUAGACUACAAGAGUACACUGCUCCUUAUGUGGAAGGGGGUUUGCCAUUUAUGGGAACACCACCUUCCUUGUUAUUCAGAGAUCUGACGAUCCGACCCCUUUCACCACCUGCUUUGACAAUGAGAGACAGGUACACUUCGAUGUCGAGAGGGCUAUAAAAGUACAGCUCUAUUAUCUGGGGAAAAGGUCAUGCGUUGAAUAUUGUCUUUUGGACCGUCACGAAGUCCCAGUCAAGUGAUGUAGUGGAGUCUUGAAGCUUGAAGCUUGAGGUUCAUAUGAUACAGCUGUGUUACUAAGCUGUGUUAGGGGUUGACAGACGGUCCGCUUGAGUUGAGUCAAUGUUGAUUAGUGCUCUCGGCCAUUGACAUCUAUGCACCACUCAGACAAAGACAAAUUGACUGGCUUACAGAGGGAAGGACCAAGAUCUCCCUCGGCAUCGAUGCUUCCAAUGGGUAAUUCAUUCUCCGCUGCUGCAUUCCUCGCGUCGAACGUGUGCACGGCCACCAUUCUCUUUCUUGUGCUCAACCGUCAUGCACGCCAAUGGUAGCGCCGCCGGCGAGCAAGCCACUCCAGUCAUGGGUGGUUUGGAUAGAAAACAACUCAAGCUAUCUCACUUACCCUCCAGACGGGAUCUCAAGGUCCCUUAUCCGAGGACGCCCUCCUCAAUCGAUCCUAACAACCCGCCAUGGCCAGCGUUCCGUGGUUACCACACUUACUCCUUCGCCAACGCGACUAUGGGUCACCGGUUGCCCACUAUCCUCGGGAAAGCCAUCGAAGACGUCAUUGAAACCCUUAACGGCCUGUCUGACGAAGAGGAAAUCCAUGAUCUGGUGAGUUGCAUCCAGAGGAUGGAUACCUUGAAGAACGAGUUGCACCAGCACGCCAAGUUGCGGCCUAUCAUCGACGAUGGCGAGGCGGAUGUGGCUUUGUGGAAUAAGGAGAUCACAAAGUAUUUCGCAGACAAGGACUUCAUGAACGCGCCAUGGCUCUUCGCAGAGGCGUACAAAUACAGACGCCUCCGCGAGUGUUUCACCGUCAGCAAAUUCUGGGGUGACUAUGAUGUCUUUUUCAGACAAAAAUGUGAUACAUUCUCGCGUUCGAGUGACGCCGUCUUCGAACUGUCCACGCGUUUUGCAGAGCCAUUCCAGCACAAGAAACACCUAUCCGAUAACGAAAAGCUCGACGCAGAGCGUCUCAUGUUCAUGGAGUUAACGCAGGUCUGUCUUUGGGGCAACUCCACCGACCUCUCGCUCCUCAUCAACAUGACUGAGGAGCAAAUCAAGGCCUUACAGUCAACUGGAGGGGAAGCACUUGCCGAGACUGAGAAGAACAUUCUUGCGAACCACAUCCCCAAAUUGUGGGAAGUCGUUCGAGACCUAAAGGGCAAACCUAGCGCAAGGAUUGACUUCAUUUUGGAUAAUGCUGGGUUCGAGUUGUAUUGUGAUUGCGUCUAUGCCGACUUCCUGAUGCAAAACGGGUACGCUGAACAAGUCCGCUUCCAUGGUAAACGUUAUCCGUGGUUCGUCUCCGACGUCACCAAGAAGGAUUGGAGCUGGUUGUUGAAUAGCAUGGUGUAUGGGCACUUAUUCCCAAUGGCAACCGACCAAGAGAAGGAGACCUUAAAACGACUGGGCUUGAGGUGGAAACAAUACGAGAACGAGGGCAAGUGGGUGUAUGAGCAACACCCUUUCUGGUGUACCGGAUACACCUUCUGGGAUUUGCACAAGGAAGCACCGGAUCUGUUCCUGCAUUUAUCCAAGUCAGACCUAGUUGUCUUCAAGGGUGACUUGAACCAUCGUAAGCUGACGUACGAUUGUGCUGCUCCCUAUGCAACGCCUUUCGAUGUUGCCAUAGGCCCUAUGGCUUCAGCUAGUGGAGCGCCCAAAGUGUGCAGCUUGCGCACCAUCAAGAGUGAUGUUGUCAUCGGUCUUGGUAAGGAUGGAGAUACUCUUGGUGAGAAGUUGGAUAAAGAAGAGGAUGGGUGGAAGAUUAGCGGAAAAUAUGCGAUUGUGCUCCUCUCAGAAGGACGCCCUGGAGAACCGGUUACAUUCACCUAAUGCAUGGCAUAUUUGGAUUCGUUUGGAUAUCGUCUGGAGAGAUGGACAGUCGAUCGAAAAUAUACCCGAAUCAUAGAAGCGUCACUUGCAUGCAGACCAAGUUUCUUUAGACAACACACGAAGAGUCUAGAGCUAUUGUACAAUCAGUCGUAGGACAUUCAGCGGUAAUAGCUAGAAUGACUAAUCGUAGACGCACCUUAAUAUAUCGACUGUCGUAGC